Molecule: messenger RNA, 2289 nt
Organism: Hydra vulgaris (swiftwater hydra)
Lineage: Eukaryota; Metazoa; Cnidaria; Hydrozoa; Anthoathecata; Hydridae
Source: RefSeq, a predicted model, not a curated record
AAAUACCAGAGAAAACGGAGAAGACGAGCUUCGACUAAAACAACAAGAUUUGUUUUUCUUGUGUGUGAUUGAUUUUGUGGUCCUUGUGAUAUUGAGUGCUGAAUAAAACCCUUUGGAUUCAAAUUGGUGAAAAACUAUUCAAGCAAUUAAUCUUAAGGCAGUUUUAGCAAUGAGUUACUGGACAAAAAGAAGAAAGAUUCGAGGCGAAGUGCAACAUAUUUUAACUGAAAUAAUUGACACUGAAAAGCGUAAUAUUGAUGUUAGAGAGAAAUGGGCUACAGCAAGCUUAUCACCUCAAUUGUCUGAAACAUUAGUGGUUUCUGUUACUGAAUUAAGCAGCCAAACUCCUUUAUUCAACCCUUUAUUUAACAAUUGCAGUGAGACAUCAGAGAAUUUUGCAUCACCUUUGGGUGAUGUUGAUGAAUAUGACGAAGUUGAAAAUGCCAUUAUGAGUGAUUCUGAAUCUGACCAAAGCUCUCAGUUCAGUAUGAUGGAAGAACUUGUAACAGAUUUGGCAUCAUGGUCAUGUUCUUUUAAUAUUACACUUACUGCGUUAGCUGCUUUGCUGACUAUUUUACGAAAAAUUUGCCCUGAUUUGCCAAAAAGUCCAAAAACAGUAAUGCAGUCUGAAAUCUACAAGAAAGAGGUACGUGACAGUUCAUAUUGUUAUUUUGGCAUUAAGCAAGGGAUUGUUAAUAGAUUGUCACAGUUAGUUGCUAAAGGUACGACAGUGAAUCAGGUAAUUAUGUUACAAUUCAAUAUUGAUGGAUUGCCAUUAUUUAAAAGUUCAAAGAUACAGUUGUGGCCAAUUCUGUGUUUAAUGGAACAUUUUGAUGGUGUGGUUCAAACAAAUAGGGAGCCGUUUACAGUUGCAUUAUACUGUGGAAAUAGCAAGCCGACUGAUAUUAAUGCAUUUUUGAAAGACUUUGUUGAGGAAAUAAAAGACCUUCAGGAAACAGGAAUCAUAUUUAACAAUGUGUGUUAUGAAAUAAAAAUUUCUGCUCUGGUUUGUGACACCCCAGCGCGAGCUUUUAUUAAAUGUAUUAAGGGUCACAGUGCAUAUCAUGGAUGUGAUAAAUGUGUACAACAUGGUUUUUAUGCCGGGCGUACAACUUUUCCGGAAACAGCAGCAGCUCUUAGAACAGACUCAUCAUUUCUAGAAAUGAAAGAUCAGAAACAUCAUUAUGGAAAAAGCCCACUUGUUGCUAUUCCAUCAUUAGGAAUGAUAUCACAGGUACCUGCAGACUACAUGCAUUUAGUUUGUCUUGGCGUAAUGAAGAAAAUGGUUUUUAUGUGGCUCAAGGGACCUUUAGCCACCAGACUUGGCCCACGUGUGGUCAAAGAUCUAUCAGAAAAAUUGGUUGACAUGAGACCUUACAUUCCAUCGGAAUUUGCGCGUAAGCCACGGCCAUUUCAUGAAUUUGAACGUUGGAAAGCAACAGAAUUUAGGCAACUAUUGCUUUAUACAGGCAUGGUUUGCUUUGAUAGGAUUCUUUCACCUCCACUCUAUAAUAACUUUAUGCUUUUAUCUGUUGCUAUGAGCAUCUUGCUAAGUGAAUUUCUAUGCAAGAAAUAUGCUUCGUAUGCGCAUAGUUUGUUAUUGCUAUUUGUAGAGCAUGUCUCGGAGGUUUAUGGCAAAGAAGUUAUUACAUAUAAUAUGCAUGGGCUGGUACAUUUGUCAAAUGAUGCCAAAAAAUUUGGUCCUCUGGACAAUAUUUCAUCAUUUCCAUUUGAGAAUUAUUUAUCUCAGUUAAAGAAACUUGUUCGGAAGCCUCACAUGCCUUUGCAGCAAAUAGUUCGAAGACUUGGUGAGAAGAGAGCAAUUCAACAAAAACAAAAAAACGAAAGUGAGCAUAAUAGUACAUACUUUAAGAAGGAGCAUUAUAAUGGGCCAGUCGUCAAAUCGUUGAAAGUAUGUGCUCAGUACAAGGAAUUGUUUACCAAGCGUUGGUGCAUAAAAAUUACAGAUGGAGAUAACUGUUUUAGCUUGAACAAUGGCAAAGUAAUUAUUGUGCAGAAUAUUGUAAAAACAGCUGAGCAGUCCUUUAUUUUGUAUAAACAGUUUAAAAAACUUGAAGAUUUUUUUACAUACCCAUGCUGUUCUAUGAAGGUGGAUAUUUUUAAAGUUUCUUGCUUGGAAAACGAAUUGCUAUACUGUUCACCAACAGAAAUUAAAAGAAAAUAUGUUUGCCUACCAAUUGAUAAUGAUUAUGCUGUCAUUCCUAUGAUGCAAUUUUAACAUUUGUGCAAUGAAAUUUUGUUCAAUCGAAAAAAAAUGUUUUUAAAUGA